UCAUUUACUAUAGCAGCCAUCUUGUUAAAGUUUUAUUUUUAUAGACUUAUACCGCGAGAUUCAGGCGGAAGUCACUCUAUUUUACAAAUGGCUGCUGUUUAUAUAGCAAAUCUUGCUUGCAGACAAUGCUGUUUAAAGUUAAUUUCUGGCCUAUAUUGAUGUAAGUAAAAUCGUCCGAGGAAUGAAAUUGUUCCAUUAGAUCUACUAUCAAAUCCACAGAAAUCUACAAUAAAAACACCACAACAAAAUACUAGCAACUCUACAAGAAAAAAAAUCAAAUAAACAUAAAAGGAAUAAAAAACAAAAUGUUUGAACAAACAAUGUCAACGGAUUCGUAUGCUGUUAGUGAUGAUGGUAAAGAAGCAUUUGAAAUGUUUGUACACAAUCACAGUAGUCAGCUGCUGGGUUCAGGGAUUCCCCACAAGUAUUGGUACACUUUAUACUGGAAGCUGCUGCAAGAGGUGUAUGAUGCAGGAGACGUGUUUACAAUGCAGCAAGUUCUACAAGCUGAAGAUGAAACAUCCUGCCCUUAUUGGAGAGUCAUCAGCACCACUUGCCUAUCACUUGAGGAACCUCAACACAUCUACCUUAUUGACCAUGCCUGGACGUCGACCUGCAAGGAUGCUCAUGCUGCAUUGACCCUGGUGCCUGGCUUGGUGGAGAGAAUGGCUGAGCUGAUGGGUCUGGCCACAUCCCAGCUGACCAGAGAGGAAAUGAUAGACGGAGUUUUUCAAACCAUGUGGCUGUACAAUCAGACAUAUAGCUUUGGUCAUGUUAGCAGGGGUUCAGAUGAUUCCAUCCCAAAAUGGUAUAUCAUGGAUGAGUUUGGCAGUCGUGUCCGACACUCUGAUAGACCCACUGUUAGGAUAGCUCCCUUUUUUAAUGCUGACACAGGCCUGGCAUAUUCAGUCCUCUGGCCUAUCAGAGAGAUGGAAGAUGGAGAUGAAGUGACAAGAGACUACGUACAUGGUCAAGUCAGCCCUUCAGUCAGAGAGGUCAAGCUACUCCCCUGGUUCCCAGUUGACCUGACUUCAGUCUCCUUUGUCCAGAAGGAACCAGGUCAAGAAUAUUUCCAGAGUUACAGACACCAUGAGACCUUGCCUGAGAAGGAUUGGACAUUUGCUGGCUUGCCUGCAGAUAGAAGUUUGAAAGUUUUUAUAGAGUACCAAGCUUUUCACCCCCACCUGACCCAUCCAAGAUUUGAGCUAGUCCACAACCCUUCUGAUGCAGAUAUCCUGUGGUACACUUCACACUUUCAUCAGUUUCAAGAGCUGAGUGAAAGCAGGCCCAGCUGUUUGAUCAAUCAGUUCCCUUGUGAGAGUGUACUCACAGUCAAGGACAUGCUGGCCAUUGUGGCACGGCGAGCAGGUCAAGGUCAACCUUCUUGGCUGCCUGUGACCUACAAUCUUCAGACAGAAUUAAGACAAUUUGUCUCCUACUUCCAGUACAGGCAACACAGAAAUUUGGGAAACCACUGGAUCAUCAAACCCUGGAAUUUAGCUCGUGGCCUUGACACUUGGGUGACAAAAAACUUGAACCAAAUCAUUCGCCUGACAGAAUCUGGACCAAAGGUGGCAUGCAAGUACAUAGAACAGCCAGUCUUAUUCUACCGCCAGGACAUCCAGUCUAAGGUCAAGUUUGACAUCCGCUACCUUGUUUUCUUGACAGGAGUCAAGCCUCUUCGGUUAUAUGCAUACCAAGUCUUUUGGCUGAGAUUUGCAAACAAGCCCUACAGCCUGAGUGACCUGCAUGACUAUGAGAGACAUUUCACUGUGAUGAACUAUGUGGAGGGGGCUGAAACUAAGCUCAAGCAGGUGCACUAUCAUGAAUUCAUCCCACAGUUUGAGGAACAAAACCCUGGAUAUAAGUGGCAAGACGUACAGACCAAAAUCUUGCAGAUGUUCAAAGAACUGUUUGAAGCAGCCACAUCUGAGCCCGCACCUUGUGGCAUAGCUCCGUCCCCCCAGUCCCGGGCCAUGUAUGCUGUUGAUCUCAUGCUGGAGUGGGAGACCACAGCAGCAGGUGAUCAGACCAUUGAGCCAAAGAUUUGUGAAGUCAAUUUUAGUCCAGACUGUGCCCGAGCUUGUAAAUACCACCCAUCUUUUGUCAAUGAUGUCUUCAGUGUACUGUUCCUUGGCGACACCCACCAGAAACAUGUGAUUGAGUUGUGAUUCAUCGUUUCAAUGGAAGAUGCGAGUUGUCUGUCUUGUGAAAAAAAGAAUGACACUAAAGAACAUUCAAAUUCUCUCA
Messenger RNA from Physella acuta, 2250 nucleotides. Its product is annotated as tubulin--tyrosine ligase-like protein 12. NCBI's taxonomy places the organism in Eukaryota, Metazoa, Mollusca, Gastropoda, Physidae. Gene Ontology annotation, cellular component: cytoplasm. The record is from RefSeq and is a predicted model, not a curated record. Gene Ontology annotation, biological process: protein modification process.